CCGGAAGUGAGCUCCUGCUGGCCUGUUCCGCAGCCGGAGGGUUUGGGCAUAGAGGCGCGUUGCAGCCGCGCGCUCCAAGGACAAGGGAGCGCGCGCCUUGGAGCAGGGAUGAGACUCGGCGCUUGCUGCCCGGGGUAGUAGAGCCUGCUUGCACCGCCGCUCCCAUUUCUUUCUCUCGGCUUGUGUGGUGUGUUUGUUUGUGUGCAUGCGAUCCCUCGCCUCGCGCUCCGGAUCCUCUUGCGCGUGGAGAGACGGCGGUUAGUCUGCAGGCACCAUGUGGCUCCUUUCCCUGUUUCUAGUACUCGGGGGCUUUUACAGGUGCGAAGGUGCAGAGGACGCCGCGGCAGUGAUUGAAGGCCACCAGCCACCUCUCUUAUCCGCAGUGAAGGCAAAGCAAAUGGUGAUAAAGGGCUGGAAUAGGCACCUCACUAAAUGAAAAUAAAGCUCCGCUUUUGGAUUAGUAGAUCUUCAAGACAACACGUUUUCCAAACAUCCCAAACAACUAGCAUUACACAGUGAAAGGUGUCUCCCAAGACAGACAGAUGCCAACAGCAGAACCUCACAUGCUCAUUACAAGGAUUUUAGGCUCUCUCUUGGAGCUUUCUUUGGGAAAAUUUAAGAAUGUGUUGCUGAACGAAACCAUUCCAGCUGAAGCAGUGUUGAGGAAUAUUGACAGCAAUGUGACUGUCAUUAUCUUUCAGAUCCACACCCACCACAGGAAUGUGACUAUUUCCUUUGAUAAGAGACCUUCCAGCAACAACUCGGGAGCUGGGGCAGACAAAGGACUGGUUUCUAUCCUUCGGCCUCAGCAGACAGUGUGUACGUGGUACUUGCAAGCUUUGGGUGCUGACCAGGUGUUGAGCACUGCUGUUACUUUCUCUUAUGCUGAAAGAGAUCCAAUCCCUGGAGGCUGCAACAUGGAAUUUAACUUGGAAAUUGACCCCAAUAUUUAUUUAGACUAUAACUUGGCUGAGACACACAUUAAAUUUGCCCCAGCAAAUCUAGGACAUGUGAGAGGUACAAACCCGCCAUUGUGUGAUUUGGGCAGUAGCUCCAGGUGGCGACUAUCUUAUGAAGUCUAUCAGUAUUUCUUGCCAGAGAACGACUUGUCUGAAGCAUCGUUUGUGAGCCACAUGAGAAAGAUGUCUGAAGUGCAAAGCAUCAGAAUGCAUGGCACUAAAAUGAUGACCUUAGUGAACCAAGACAAAACUGACUUGUACUUCUCCUCGCUUCCUGGACAAGGAGUAAUCUAUAAUGUCAUAGUAAAGGAUCCACUGUGGAAUACCUCUGCUGCAUAUGUGCCUGCUCAUACAUACAUGUGUAGCCUUUCUGGCUCGGCGGAUAACUGUUCCUCUCUGAAAAGACUCGCCACCAAAAUAUUUUUCACUGUGCUUGCUGUCCUUGGCCUCUUCAUCUGUUUUCAUGGACACAGAUUCUGGAAAACAGAUUUAUUCUUCAUGGGCUUCAUCUUUACGGCAUUCUUUUUCUUCAUAACCGUUUCGAGAACAUCUGCUCUCAGUUAUGAUGUCAAUCUUGGUCUUACUGCAGUAGCUGGAGUUGUUGGAGGUCUCCUCUUGGUCGCUUACUGGUGGCGAUUUGGCUCUGUGAUCCUCUGUAUGUUGAUUGUGGGGCUAGUGCUAGGCUUCCUUGUCGCAUCUACAGUUUUCUUCACUCCAAUAGGAGACUAUAAAGUUUUCCAAGAUGAUGCAGUUUUCUGGGUGACCUUCUGUUGCAUUGCCUUGAUAGUCCCAAUAGUUUUUGUUGGCUCCCCCAGAGUUCUGAACAUCUUGACAUGUGGUAUAAUAGGAUCCUACACCAUAGUCUUGGCUACAGCAUGUUACUUGUACACAAGCCUCUCUUACAUUAGCAUAGACCUGCUCCGGAGGAUUCUAGAUGAAAACUUCAAAAGAGCUCUCACCAAUGUGCCCUUUCAGCGUAACGACAUCAUACUCUUGGCGGUAUGGGCAAUGCUGGCAAUUGGAGGGAUAACGAUACAGCUACGCCGAGAGAAACGCGAAGCCGCUUUCCCACCACAUCCCUACCUGAUAUGGAGGCGUGAAAGAGAGCGCAGGAUAACUAACAUCCUAGAUCCUAGUCAUCACGUCCCUCCCUUGAAAGAAAGAAUUCAUAGCAAGCUAUCUCAGAUCAAGGACUUUUUCCAAAAAGAGCAGCCAGCAGGGGAGAGAACACCACUGCUCUUGUAAACUGUCCUGCAGCUGGGAAGACUUGAGAAAUGCAGGCAUAGAUUUUUCUGGAGCCAGCAAGCACCCCAGUGGUGCUGAGAACUUCCUCUGUCACCUUGCCUUGCUAAACAGAGAUAAGAAUGAACUAGAAGAAGAUCAACACUAGUUUACUUAUAGAUGUCCUGCUUGAUUGUUUGCUGUGGCACACAGGCUCUUGCAUCUGUUUGUAGUUCGCCACAAGGAUGGAGUAUACAUAUGUGCAAUGUGUGAAAAUACAGGGAUGGGCGGGUAAGGUGGGGAGAGAAUGCAAUGGCCAGGUGUGCAACUUCAAAUUCCCGAGAGAUGGAAAAUGGACACUUCAAGCACAUGCAUGGUUCUCUUCAAGCACAGUACACCCUUUUAACAAGUGCUACCUUUUGAACAAUCAUUUCUGUUGUACAGACUAUGGCAGGAAGGGGGGGGGGAAUAUAUGGAAAAACAGCCUCUUGCUGACCAUGGCACUAUUAAUUCUAAACUUGCACAGUCGCUGCUAGCCAAUACCUUUAAGAUGCCAAGCUGUACUAAAAUAUUUUUUGACCAUUUAACAGGUUAGCUUGCUUUCACUUUCUGUGUGAGAGAAAAUCAAGUAAUUUUGAUUCCAACACCCAAGAGGAGAAAAAAAGCUUUCUGAAAGUUUAGGGCUCAAUUUUCUACUAGGCUGUUAAUCUGGUUGUAGUGAGUUGGCAGCUGCUAAGGCUGUAAAAAAGGAUAGUCUCUUGACGCACUUUGAAAUCGAAGGUUGUUUUUAAUAGGAUCAGUGGUGGAACACGCAAUGAGUAGCCUUUACAGUAUUUUCAGUUGCUUAAGUUCCUUUUCAUAUUGAAGUGUUUGCCACUACACUAAUUGUCACUUAAUUCCCCCCCUUCUCUCCUUUUUUAAUAUUUGAGAAGAAAAGAAACCCUAAACCCAUUUUGCAGGCAUUUGGGGGGCACUGCUGCUCAGAAAAAUGUAACAGAAAUCUAGGGCAGCCAACUUCCAGAGCCUUGAGGGUGGGGGAAAGAAGGACAGAUCUUGGGUAAUUUGCCUAGGAGUCCAGACCAGAUCACCCUCAGCCAUGAUGUCACUUCUAGGCUUAGAGGAGCGGGAGUGGAAUGAUCCCCAAGACUAUAUUUGGGACACCUAGUUCAGAGAAGAGGAUUCUGCAGGCAGAGGAGAAAACAGAAACAUUUAAACUCCUGCUUCUGGCCAUAUACCCAUUCACUCCUAGCUUUGCAGCUCACACACAGAGUUACCCCUCCCUCUGUGCCUCUUUAGCUUAUUAGUUGGCCCUCCCCAAUAAUGACCCUUUAGCUUGGAGUAAUGCAGUUAUACGUAAAGCAGUCAGUAGAACAUUAUACCAGAACCUUAUUUGACGAACACAUUCCCUGUAAUGAACAGCUCAAAGCACUUGUGUGGCUGCAGGGAACAUCCAGUUUAAACCUGAAGUGGUGUGUGAUUGCAUGAUUAGUCAAUGUGCACCCAGGCUUAAGUCUUAUUCUCAGGGCCUUUUUUUAUUGUGGGGGAGGGAAACUGGUGGAGGUGUCUUGGUUAGGGUUUUAAGAUGCUUCCAGAUGGAAAAGUCCAGUUCUUGACAACUAGACAGAGAAUAAUUUCAUUUUAAUGUUGAAAAGUAGAAGCUGUAGAUGAAAUAUACCGUGUCCCCUUCUGUCAAGGGCAGCUUCAUUUUGCUAGCUCUCUGAUCUUUUUUGUACUGAGAAUACUGCAUAUUGGCUGCUUGGGCCACACUUUGUUAUAAAGCAACUAGCUCCAA
Messenger RNA from Zootoca vivipara (common lizard), 3972 nucleotides. It is a transcript of the gene TM7SF3, whose product is annotated as transmembrane 7 superfamily member 3. Gene Ontology annotation, biological process: negative regulation of programmed cell death. Gene Ontology annotation, cellular component: plasma membrane. Lineage: Eukaryota; Metazoa; Chordata; Lepidosauria; Squamata; Lacertidae. The record is from RefSeq and is a predicted model, not a curated record.